AUGCCAAGUGUUAUAUUCUAUCAGGAUGACCCAACAUGGUCUUGGAUGUGGUGGAACAUCAGGAAUGCGCUGGAAGACUUUGCCUUGGAGAGAGGAUUGGCAUUCAGGGUUGGUAGGGUUCAUCUGAACAAGUGGAAGCAUCUGGAACUUGUGUAUAAGCAACUAGAAGAACAGGUGAAGAACUGGCCACCAAAGAACCCUGGUGAUGAGGGACCUCUCUGGGUGCACAUAUGGAUUAGGCAAUGUCAAAGGUCUCUCAUGUGUCUGAAGCAACUCCCAUUUACCUUCUGUGAUACAGUGGUCCUAGUUGUGCUCUUCCAACAUCUUUGUCUGGAUAUUUACACUAUGUGUUGGAUGGGUGCAUUUACCAUGGAUCCUGAUGUCUGCGAGCAACUCUUUGAAGCACACAUCCCUGUAUGGCUAGUCUGGAAGCUGGAUUUAGUGCCAAAGGAUAUGAAAAUACAUCACAAAGUCAACAUUACAUGCCCAGAGGGCAUUAUCACUACCCCAGAUGAGUUUGAGGUUGGCCAAAUGCUCAAGUGGAACACUAGGUGGUAUUACCCUGGCAAUCCUAUGCAUGUCCACACCUGCAAAGCUCCAGUAGUGGGUCUUGAGCAAUUUGUGGCACCUUGGCCAGACCCAAUUCCUGCAGUGUCAACUUCCACAACCUCUGGCUCAGUGGCCUUGAAUACCACAAGUUCCAGCACACCUGACUCUGCCUUGGGAGUUGUCAGAACAGAUAGGGCUAAACAUCACAGCAGUCCUUGUUCAAAGAAGGCCAAGACUUCCACCACUCUGAACAUCAACUUGCUGCAGGAUUUUGAUGAUCCUGCCUUCCCCACUCACAUUUACUUGUGGAAUGCCACACUUACUGAUGUCAACAAGGACCCCAAGAGAAUUUGUGCCAGUGUGCCCAAAAUCACAUAUUUUUUCCCUCACCCUGCACUAUUUAUGAGAGGUGAUUCCUUGGAGCAGAGGCAGAGGUACCUCCAGAAUUGGUUGGUGGCCUGA
Messenger RNA from Pisolithus orientalis, 1011 nucleotides. RefSeq lists its product as uncharacterized. Lineage: Eukaryota; Fungi; Basidiomycota; Agaricomycetes; Boletales; Pisolithaceae. The transcript has 5 exons. The record is from RefSeq and is a predicted model, not a curated record. Bases 1 to 1011 code for a protein of 336 amino acids.